UAAUCAGUAAUCACGGCGCUUUUUCUAGGUUGUCCCAUUUGCCCGUCGACGGUCGAGUGUCGACCCGCGACCGCCAGUGUCAGUCCAUUUAUCCGCGCCGCCUUGCCGUCGAGUUGUUUCUAGUGCUGUCACAGCUGCUCGCGUUUGGUUUUCGCAGUCCGAUUUUCUGUUCUUAAAAACCUCUUCUCAUGUAGCGAUAAGUCGACGGGGAUAUAUUUAAAAGUAUUUACACUGUUUAUUUGAUUAACCGGAGUUGCUAAUAGGAAAGAACUAUGCACCGAGCACAGUCAAUUGUAAAUCAAUUGGUUCCUUGUGUACCAACAAUUGUUGGUAGGCAAAAAUUUGCAACAUGGUUGAUUGGACCAAAAACCCGAGCUCUUAUAGGAGCAACUCAAUCUAUAACUGUGGCAGAUAAAAAAUACUCAACUCAAGGAAAUCAAGAACAAUUUCUUAAUGGAACUUCGGCUUCUUACAUUGAAGAUAUGUAUAAUGCUUGGUUAGCAGAUCCAAAAAGUGUUAAUGUCUCUUGGGAUGCUUUUUUUAAAAACUGUGCAGCGGGAGCUCCUCCUGGUAGAGCAUAUCAGGCACCUCCUACACUAGCUCCUCCAGGCAGAAACGAAGUACUAUUAUCUAAUUUACUGCCUAGUGUUCAAAAUACAGCAGCUGUUGGUGGAGCAUAUAAUGAAAAAAUGAUUGAUGACCAUUUGGCUGUACAAGCUAUCAUUAGAUCCUAUCAGAUACGAGGACAUCAUAUUGCACGUCUUGACCCUUUAAAUUUGAAAAAAGGCAACCAAGACGAUAGACUCCCACAGGAGAUUCUAUACGGUUGUUAUCCUCCUUUUGGCAAACCACCCGAUAAUACUACAUAUUCUCAACACCUACAGAAUAAAGUAGCCGAAUUAAUGGAGGACGCCGACAUGGAACGCGUGUUUAAACUUCCAUCAACAACGUUUAUUGGAGGUAAAGAUAAUGCAUUGCCAUUGAAAGAAAUCCUUAAACGUCUGGAAAACACCUAUUGUCGUUCAAUUGGUGUCGAGUUUAUGUUUAUUAAUUCGUUGGAACAAUGCAAUUGGAUUAGACAACGGAUGGAAACACCAGGCGUAAUGGAAAUGGAUAAAGAACAAAAGCGACUUAUUUUGGCCCGUCUUACUAGAGCAACAGGUUUUGAAUCGUUUUUGGCUCGUAAAUGGUCCAGUGAAAAACGUUUUGGUUUGGAAGGCUGUGAAAUUCUGAUACCAGCAAUGAAACAGGUUAUCGAUAAGUCUACAGAGUAUGGAGUCGAAUCAAUCAUUAUGGGUAUGCCACAUCGUGGUAGACUUAAUGUGUUGGCAAAUAUCUGUCGUAAACCAUUAAAUCAAAUAUUCACACAGUUUGCCGCUCUUGAGGCUGAAGAUGAAGGUUCUGGAGAUGUUAAAUACCAUUUAGGUACAUAUAUUGAGCGUUUAAACCGUGCCACCAAUAAGAAUGUCCGCUUAGCUGUUGUGGCUAAUCCUUCACAUCUGGAAGCUGUGGAUCCAGUAGUUCAAGGAAAAACCAGAGCCGAACAGUUUUACAGAGGAGACGGAGAAGGCAAAAAAGUUAUGUCAAUUUUACUUCAUGGAGAUGCAGCGUUCUGUGGCCAAGGUGUUGUAUACGAAACAUUCCAUUUAUCAGACUUACCCGAUUAUACAACACAUGGUACAAUACAUAUUGUUGUCAACAAUCAAAUUGGAUUUACUACUGAUCCAAGACAUUCUCGAUCAUCGCCUUAUUGUACAGAUGUUGCCAGAGUGGUGAAUGCUCCAAUUUUCCAUGUCAACUCUGACGAUCCAGAAGCCGUAAUGCACGUUUGCAACAUCGCCGCUGAGUGGAGAAAUGUUUUCCACAAAGACGUUGUCAUUGAUUUAGUGAGUUACCGAAGAUAUGGCCAUAAUGAAAUUGACGAACCCAUGUUUACUCAACCAAUUAUGUAUAAAGUCAUAAAGAAAACACCGCCAGUUUUAGACAAAUAUGCUGAAAAAUUAAUUAAAGAAGAAGUGGUUACGAAUGAAGAAGUUAAGGAUGUGUGGGAUAAAUAUGAUAAAAUUUGUGAGGAAGCCUACACGACUUCUCGUCAAGAAACUACUAUUAAGUACAAGGAUUGGUUGGAUUCACCUUGGUCUGGAUUCUUUGAAGGCAAAGAUCCGUUGAAAGCUUCCAAAACGGGUGUGAAAGAAGAAACAUUGAAUCACAUUGGAAAAAGAUUUUCUUCGCCGCCGCCAAAUGCCGCUGAAUUUGUUGUUCACAGAGGUAUUGAAAGAAUUUUGAAAGCGCGCAUGCAAAUGGUUGAAAACCGUACAGUUGAUUGGGCUUUGGGUGAAGCAAUGGCAUUUGGGUCUUUAUUGAAAGAAGGUAUUCACGUACGGCUCAGUGGACAAGAUGUCGAAAGAGGUACAUUCUCUCAUCGUCAUCAUGUACUCCAUCAUCAGCUGUCCGAUAAAUCCACAUACCGUCCAUUACGUCAAUUGUAUCCUGACCAAGCAGAGUACACUGUUUGUAAUAGUUCAUUGUCUGAAUUCGGAGUAGUAGGUUUUGAACUUGGCUUUUCGAUGACCAAUCCAAAUGCUUUGGUGUGUUGGGAAGCUCAGUUCGGUGAUUUCAACAACACCGCACAAUGCAUAAUUGAUCAAUUUAUAAGCUCUGGCCAAUCCAAAUGGGUUAGGCAAUCCGGUCUUGUGAUGUUAUUACCUCACGGUCUUGAAGGAAUGGGACCAGAACAUUCUUCUGCGAGGCUGGAAAGAUUUUUACAAAUGUGCUCUGAUGAUCCCGACUACUUCCCUCCUGAAAGUGAUGAAUUUGCUGUUCGUCAGUUGCACGAUAUUAAUUGGAUAGUGGCCAAUUGUUCAACGCCAGCUAAUUAUUUCCAUAUUCUCCGUCGACAAAUCGCUUUGCCUUUCCGUAAACCAUUGAUUUUGAUGACACCCAAAUCAUUAUUACGACACCCCGAAGCCAAAUCGAGUUUUGACGAAAUGAACGAAGACACUGAAUUUCAGAGAUUGAUUCCAGAAAAAGGUGCUGCUUCUGACAAUGCUUCAAAUGUCAAAAGAGUAAUAUUCUGUUCCGGCAAAGUAUACUACGACUUGACAAAAGCCAGAGAAGAACGUAAUCUUGUCGACACUGUUGCCAUCGCUCGAGUAGAACAAAUAUCUCCAUUCCCAUUCGAUUUAAUUAAGAAGGAAUGUGCCAAGUACCCUAAUGCAGACAUUGUUUGGUCGCAAGAAGAACACAAAAAUCAAGGACCGUGGCUUUACGUUCAACCCAGGUUCCAUACACUAUUAAACGACUCCAAAAGCGUUAGGCUUUCCUCUAAAAGUUCUGGAGGAUUUUUUUCCCGAAUAUUUUCAUCGCAAUCAAACAAAAUCGAAGACGUUUCCGAAAUCAGUUUAACUGAACAGAAAAAUGCUACUAGAAAAUUUAGUUAUGCCGGAAGACCAACAUCCGCUUCACCCGCGACGGGUAGUAAAAUGCAACAUUUAAAAGAACUCGCAGCCCUUCUUGACACAUCUUUUGCCGUUUAAACGCAGACAUAGAAAAAUAAUGAAACAUCAAUUUUUGAAAUGUUUACACUAUACUAUGCCAUUAAAAGAGAUGUCUAGGGUUCGUAAUGUAAUCUCCUAUUUACAUGAAUGUAGUAGGCUAGUUACCUUAAAAUGACUCGGAUAUGUAUUAUGUAUUAAUUGUUGUUAAUUUAUUAUUUACUCUGUUAUUAGUUUCUAAUCGUAUCACAUUAUAUCAUCUUGCAGCUUGAAGUAUGUCUUAUCUACCUGUAAAAAGUUGUUAUUGUUAAAACCUGCCACUUUCCCAAUGAAUUAUAUAUUGUAUAUUCAUAACGUUAUUUUUAAAACCAUAUUACAAUAUUGUUUAGUAUAAAAUUUUACCUAUGGUAUAAUACAAGUAUAUUUUCGUAUCCUACAUGUAUUUAUUGUUAGUUUAUUAACGAAAACUAUUGUACUUAGAUCAAUUGAUCAAUAAAGUCGUGUGAUGUUAAUAGAAUUGUAUUAUUAGUAUAUACCACCGCUGAUAUUUGACUAACCAAUGUUUAUUCACUCAUUUCAUUUGUAUGUACUUAAUCAUUAUAAUUUUUUUUCUUCAAAAUAGCUUAAACUUUGAUCUAAUGGCACAAAUACCUAUUCUGUACAAUCACUAAUGUUAAUGACUUAUAUGCACCAACUUUAUCUUCUAUUGAAACGUAUGAUUAAGAAGCUGUGUUUUUUGUUCAAAUAUAUUGUAUUUCACUCAAUCAAAGAAAUCGUUUUAACUUUACUAUGGAGCUGAGAAGGUUGUGAAAUAAAUAUAAUAAUCGGUUACAAAAAAUGUAAUGGAUUUAUAUUAUA
Molecule: messenger RNA, 4352 nt
Organism: Adelges cooleyi (spruce gall adelgid)
Lineage: Eukaryota; Metazoa; Arthropoda; Insecta; Hemiptera; Adelgidae
Gene: Nc73EF
Product: 2-oxoglutarate dehydrogenase complex component E1
Exons: 18
Coding region: 273-3536 (1087 amino acids)
Biological process (GO): tricarboxylic acid cycle
Cellular component (GO): mitochondrion; oxoglutarate dehydrogenase complex
Molecular function (GO): oxoglutarate dehydrogenase (succinyl-transferring) activity; thiamine pyrophosphate binding
Source: RefSeq, a predicted model, not a curated record